AUGCCCCAAGAUAAGCCGAAACAGAAGAAGACCAAGUCCGAGUACGACUUGAUGCUCGUCAAGCGGCGGAGAUUUCGUCCUGCAAAGGCUUGCUACCCAUGCAGGCGGCGCAAAGUCAAAUGCAAUCUCAGCCAGCCCUGCGAGAGUUGCAAUAUCCGCGGACACCCUGAUCUGUGCGAUUACACCACGCCUAUACAAGCCAAUGCCCAGGAUAAAACCAGCAAUGCCUCGGAAGCAAGCAAAUCGCAUCUUGCAAGCGAUCACGAAGAUGCGGUCGCCACUCCAGCGGAGGACAUAUCUAUAGGCCUUUACGUGGACCCCGUGGCACCGUACGAUACAAAACUGCACCUGGGUCCGGAUUCACUUCCCAGCCUUCUGGCGAAAUAUGAGAGCCUCAGCUCUAACCCGCAGCAACAAGAACGGAAUUGCUGGCAGGGAGCUGCCUUCAAACCGCCAACGAACCCGCAAACCAUCUUCGAAUUGCUUUGCCUACAAGAUUCUAGUACUAUCUCACCAUUCACCAAUCUAUGGAAGCCUGAAGACGGCCCGGAAGUCGUUUAUAAUGCGCUUCCAGAGGAUGAAGCUUUGAGAGGCUAUGUUCGCUUCUUCCAAUAUUCACUUUUACGUAUUUUGCCAUUUACCAUCAACUUCCCUCAAUUCGAAGCUGCCCUUUCCGAGUUUCUUCAUCAGCGCUCAAAACAUCCUGAAGAAGCUCUGCAGAAUCCUCCAUCUGCCUGCACACUGACUUGGUUUGGACUCUUAUUUAGCAUUCUUGCAUGCGGUGCACAACUUGGGUCUGAUCAGGAUUCUGAAUUGAUCAAGGCUCGUGUUUUCGCAUGUUGUGGGUUCCAGUGCUUAAGGAUGAGCAAUUCUCUUUCUUUUCCCGAUAUCCACACCAUUCAGGCUCUCAUAUUGCUUGCCAAUUUUUUGCAGAAUCAGGCCAAUGCUGGAGCGUCUUGGUCAAUUCUAGGUCUUACUAUACGGCUCGCACAGACGCUGGGGCUGCACUGGUCUCCGGACCCAGAUACCGUGGAUGUGGAUCAACGGGACGAGGCUACUGUGAAAUAUUAUAUCUGGCGAUCACUAAUAUGGCAGGACACGCUGGUCUCGUUAUGUUACGGAAGACCGUCUUGCAUCAUCGUCAUGGACGAAAUCCCAUCCGAAUCGUCGUCAUCAGCAUUGACACCGCCUCAGACGUACUCUUUCACAACUAGUUGCAAUCAUCUGUUCAUUAUCGCAAACAAAAUCUGUCAAGCGCUCAACAAGGCAGGUUUCUCUAGGAAGCCGUUAUCACCGGGUGAAAUACAAGACUUUAAAAAGAUCAUUGACCGUAUCGCCAAACAGUCAACUCCUCACCUUCAGGAUGUCAAAAAGUGUCAGAAUCACGACGAAUGUAUCCAGAAUAACUUCUUCCGGGAGUUUGUGGACUCAGUCAUGCUCUGUCUCUACCGUCCGGCGUUGCUCUCCAAUGGCGACGCGUACAACAAAGAACUUUGGGCUCCAUAUCUACAGCAUUGUCGCUCUGUUCUUAACACUUUUCUCGAGCUUCUCAAACUCGAUUGCCCUAUCAGGCGGUCAUGGGUUUUUGUUCAUGUCACGCUCAGUUGCGCUUUGACCCUUGGAAUUGCUGCCAAUGCGCAAAAUGACCUUUCCGACAAACUCUUUCUGAAAGGAUUUCUCGAUACGUUCUCGAAAGCAAAUAUUUUUGCCAACGUUUCUUCCUACCAAGAAGCGCUGCGAUUACUUCGACAGUCAAUGAGUACAUAUGAUUAA
Trichoderma harzianum CBS 226.95 is the source of this 1773-nucleotide messenger RNA. RefSeq lists its product as hypothetical. The transcript has 5 exons. Bases 1 to 1773 code for a protein of 590 amino acids. NCBI's taxonomy places the organism in Eukaryota, Fungi, Ascomycota, Sordariomycetes, Hypocreales, Hypocreaceae. Gene Ontology annotation, biological process: DNA-templated transcription; regulation of DNA-templated transcription. The record is from RefSeq and is a predicted model, not a curated record. Gene Ontology annotation, molecular function: DNA-binding transcription factor activity, RNA polymerase II-specific; carboxy-lyase activity; zinc ion binding.